AGGCGACAGGCAGGUAACAGCAAGUGACUCUUCGAACAAAAGGCGUAGACUUAUUUUGUGAUUCAAUUGUUUGUGUUUUUGGGCAUACUAGGCAGGUGUAGCAUGCUUGGCUCCAGGUAUAACGGAAAUAUCAGAUGGCUGUUAUUCAUUGCCAGAAGUAGACACGUUUUCAAUAGCUUGUUCGUGCAACUGUGCGUUUUAGUGAAUUUUCGUUAGUGAACAAAUAUUGAGAGAAAAAUGGAUACAAAAAAUAAAGGUUCUCGAGAAGCUCAUCGAUCCGGAUCUUUUCGCAAGGAUCGAAGUAAAAAAAGAAUACCGCCCAAAAAUCAAUAUUCUGCCGAAAAACUUUCCGACGAGAAUAUUAGUUCCAGUACCAAAAAAUUGAAAACUGCUCGUGAAACAUCCGCACCAGAAGAUCCAAACAUCGGAUAUCGAAUUUUGAAUUUUGUAACUGUGUUUUCUGCUUUAUCAGAAUGUGUAAAAUGCAAAAAGUGUGAUAGUGAUGUUCGAUUCUCUAUAGAAAGCACUAGAGGACUCGGUUUUAAAAUUGUAGUUUCGUGUUCAUCGUGCAAGCCGACUUUUAUUUCUUCGUGCCCGUACAUCAACACAGCUUACGAAAUAAACACACGUUUUUUUUUGUUAUGCGUUUACUGGGUAUUGGUUUGCGUGGAGCUAUGAAAUUUUGUGGACUCAUGGAUUUACCACCUCCGCUUCGACAAACGACGUAUGAUAUGAUAAUAAAUAACAUUCAUUCGGCUGCUUCAAGUAUUGUUCAAUUGGUGUUAAAACAAGCUGUUAAAGAAGAACAACAGGAAAUAACAAAAGAAAAUUCGAGUACUGAUAACACAAAACUGACCGUUUCAGGAGAUGGUACGUGGCGAAAAUGUCGUUUUACCUCGUUAUAUGGAGUUGCGGUUCUCAUUGGUCAUUUUACAGGAAAAGUCGUUGAUUUUCUUGUAAAAUCUUCUUAUUGUGGUGAAUGUAACUAUUGGAAUAAACACAAAAAUACCGAGCAAUAUCAGGAAUGGAAAUCUAAUCACGCUGAAAAUUGUCAGGUCAAUCAUGAAGGAUCGUCAGGCAAAAUGGAAGUAGACGCCAUGAUAGAAUUAUUUUCAAGAUCUGUCGAAAAGCAUGGAGUUAUGUACACAAAUUACGUGGGGGAUGGCGACUCUAAGACGUACACGGGGAUAAUAAAUGCGAAACCGUAUGGUGAUGAGAAUGAAAUUGUUAAAAAAGAAUGCGUGGGGCACGUUCAAAAGCGAAUGGGAACCCGUCUUCGCGGAUGCAAAAAAAAAUAAUUCUGGAAUCGGCGGCAAAAACAAAUUGACAGCAAAGCUUAUAGAUAAACUGAGCAUUUACUAUUGUUUAGCUAUUUGCAAAAACUGUAACUCCAAGGAUGAUAUGAAAAAAGCAAUAUGGGCAACAUUCUACCAUUAUAGCUCAACAGACAGCAAGCCUCAGCAUCAUUUCUGUCCAGAAGGCCCCGAAUCGUGGUGCAAGUGGCAACAAGCGAAAGCUACAAAUAAACUGAAAAAUUUCCGUCACGAUUAUGCUGCAUUGCCAAAAGAGGUGUUAGAUGUCAUUAAACCAAUAUACGAAGACCUCAGCAAUGACAAAUUGUUAGAACGCUGUGUUGGCGGAUAUACCCAAAACUCCAAUGAGAGCUUCAACCAACUGAUUUGGAAGAUAGCUCCAAAAACGAUGAACAGCGGGGCCGAAAUCGUUAACAUUGCUGUAUUUCUGGCAACAUGCAUGUUCAACAAUGGUGUCACCUCAUUAUUGGAAAUUAUGAACGUGUUGGGAAUAUCAGUUGGUUCAGGAGCACACUUGUACGCUGCAGAAGAAGACGAAACUCGCAUUGUGAAAGCCGAGCUGCAAGCGCAAGAGCAGACAAAAGAAGGUCGAAUAUGGCGCCGACAACAAAAUUUAGAAGAAAUGAACAUUCCGUUGACCGAGGAAGACCUACACUAUGGGCCUGAUGAUUUUUGAAGAAACGCCAGUGGGUACCGUGUUUUUACAGUGCUUCAAGUAUCAUCCAAUAUCCUUGUAAAUUUUUGCUAAUAUAUUUUUAAUUAA
Messenger RNA from Dinoponera quadriceps, 2076 nucleotides. RefSeq lists its product as uncharacterized. The transcript is spliced from 2 exons. The record is from RefSeq and is a predicted model, not a curated record. Bases 1195 to 1989 code for a protein of 264 amino acids. NCBI's taxonomy places the organism in Eukaryota, Metazoa, Arthropoda, Insecta, Hymenoptera, Formicidae.